Messenger RNA from Rhagoletis pomonella (apple maggot), 954 nucleotides. RefSeq lists its product as uncharacterized. Lineage: Eukaryota; Metazoa; Arthropoda; Insecta; Diptera; Tephritidae. The transcript has 3 exons. Gene Ontology annotation, biological process: regulation of transcription by RNA polymerase II. Gene Ontology annotation, cellular component: nucleus; transcription regulator complex. Bases 147 to 752 code for a protein of 201 amino acids. The record is from RefSeq and is a predicted model, not a curated record.
UUAUAUUAAACAAUUAUUUGUUAUUAAUAAUAUUAUUUGUUGCUAACAACAAUAUUUUUUACAGAUACCUUACUUUUUUAUCGUUCCGGCUGCUGUAUUAUCCGAUUCUUGUGUGUUGGUUGGUAUAUCGGAAGCUUUAGUGCAAGAUGUUCGAAGAAAAACUUAUAGCAGAGAUUGAAAAACACAACUGCUUGUGGGACAAACGACAGCUUAGUUACCGCGAUCGGGUGAAGAAAGAUUUGGCUUGGCGAAAUGUAGCUGCUGCUGUGGGACAUCCUGAGGAAAACUGCCGAAAGCGAUGGAAAUCGUUAAGAGACCGAUAUGGAAUAGAAUUGAAGGUUGAUCAACAACCUAGCGGAAGUGCUGCGUCGUUUUUGAAAGACACGGUCACGCCCAGACAGACAACAACAAACAUCGUCUCCCAAACGCCAGUUCUCGGACAAGAACCAGAUAUACUGGAUACUUCCUUUGGAUUCCAAAUAGGCGAGAGUGGGAACAUUAUAAUAGAAGAGCAAGAAACCACUGCCCCAACGCCGGCUAAGAGACAAAAGAAAAAAAACGAUGAGAACGCCGCCUUUAACGAUCUAGUCAACGAAGUAAGUCAGUUUGUGGAUAGUCAAAAAAAAACACACAACAAUUUCUUGGGUGCGAUUGGCGAAGUGUUUGAGAAGGUCCCAGAAGAGAGCCGCCUAGAUUUUCAAAUGGACGUACUUCAAUACGUCUAUGCUCAAUAUAAAAAUUAUAAAAAUUGAAUUUACGAAAUUUAAAAAUUUAAAUGACAUCCAGUUUGAAUUCAAUUUUGCGAACUUUAUAUGUAAUCUAAUUUAGUAUGAAAUCUGAUUUUGAUUUUGCGAAUUAAAUAUGUAAUCGAAUAUAUAUGUAAUAUAUAAUAUAUAUAUGUAAUGUAAUAAUAUGUAAUAAAUAUGUAAUCGAACCUGAAAGAUGUGACGACAU